This is a messenger RNA of Acaulospora morrowiae, 708 nucleotides long. Lineage: Eukaryota; Fungi; Glomeromycota; Glomeromycetes; Diversisporales; Acaulosporaceae. The record is from the annotation of a GenBank genome assembly.
AUGGAUUCAUCGACUCAGCAAAGUUCACAAACACAAAAUGAGGAGAAUAAUCAGUCUAUGCAGCCACAACAAGUUAACAUUAUGCAAGAUAUUAUUGCAAAACAUGGGAGCUCUGGAUGGGAUGAAUUAUAUAAAAUGAAGAAAGCAGUGUGGGAUAAAGGCGAGGUCUCACCGGCGCUCAGAGAAUUGAUCGAAGAAAAGAAAUUUCCAUUACCAGAUGGCCGUGGCUUGGUUCCCGGUUGUGGAAAAGGAUACGACGUGUUUUAUUUUGCAAACAAAAAAAGACACAUGACUGGAUUGGAUUUGAGCGAGACUGUCAUUGAUGAAGCUAAAAUGAUUCAGGCCGAGCUUAAAUUUUCUGAAGAAACAACGACUUUUCAAGCAGGCGAUUUCUUCAACUUUGAAAUUUCGGAAGGAAAAUUUCAGUUGGUCUAUGAUUACACAUUCCUGUGCGCUUUGCCACCAACUCUUCGUCAAUCAUGGGGCACGAGAAUGUCCGAGAUUAUUUCUCCGGGUGGGAUUCUAAUUGCGUUGAUGUAUCCAAUCAGUAAUCACACUGAUGGGCCACCAUUUGCCGUUAGCGAAAGCAUGUAUGAUAUUAUGGAGCUUCUAGGAAAAAAUUUUACACUAGAACACCUAGAUAAAAAUUGUAAAAGUUUUCCAGGUCGUCAAGGAAGAGAAACAAUGUCUGUAUGGAAACGCAUUUAA